GGCUCGGCCCGGGGUCCCCGUUAGUGGCGCCGCCGCCGCCGCGGGGAGCGCGGGGCCCAUGGAGCCGCGGCUGUGAGGCGCCCCCGGCCCGGGCCCGCUGCGGGGGGAGCCGGGCGGAGGCAGCCGGGCGGAGGCGGGAUCCGCCGGAGAUGGACAAACUGACCAUCAUCUCAGGAUGCCUCUUCCUGGCCGCCGACAUCUUCGCCAUCGCCAGCCUGGCCAACCCCGACUGGAUCAACACCGGGGAGUCCGCGGGUGCUCUCACAGUUGGCCUUGUGCGACAGUGUCAAACCAUCCAUGGACGUGACAGGACCUGUAUUCCUCCACGGCUGCCUCCUGAGUGGGUCACUACGUUAUUUUUCAUCAUUAUGGGAAUCAUUUCACUAACUGUCACAUGUGGUUUGCUGGUGGCUUCCCACUGGCGAAGAGAAGCUACUAAAUAUGCCCGCUGGAUAGCUUUCACUGGAAUGAUUCUAUUCUGUAUGGCAGCCCUAAUAUUUCCAAUUGGAUUUUACAUCAGUGAAGUUGGAGGUCAACCAUAUAAAUUACCCAAUAAUACAGUGGUUGGGUCUUCGUAUGUACUGUUUGUCUUAUCCAUUUUCUUUACAAUAGUUGGACUUCUAUUUGCUGGCAAAGUUUGUUUACCUGGCUGAUGGAUGUCUGGACUGUGGGACUUUAUUUUGGAAAAGAGACACAGAACUGCAUUCUCGGGAGGAUGCCUAGAUAUGACUAUUAAACACUUACUGAAAAAGGAAUGCUUUGACUUAUUCUCACUAUGCACUUUGGAUUGAAAAAAGGAGAGCCUUUCCCAUAACCAAAUACAGACAACGUUGACUAAUCUCCUGAGCAUAUUUAAUGCAGUCAGGUCUGCACUGUGAUAGGAACUAGUGAAGAAUGCUUUACACUGAGAAGCAUAAUGCCCCGUCUUACUGUACUGUUCCCAUUUUUAACGUCUAAUGAUUUGGAAGUCAAAGUAUUUAUGAACUUUGUUGUAGACCAGAGGGUUGCAGAGGAAUUCAAGUGAGGCUGGCCUCACUGAUUAGGAGAUUAGUAUUUUACAUCCUUCUUCUAAUGCGCAAAGCCUUUGGCACCAGUAUGGAUUGAUCUUGCAUCACUGCACCAAGAAGCCAAUAGAUCAAUUGUUCUCCAAAACAUAUGUAACAGCAAGAAGAUGUACAUCCCCUCCUCCCCCAUAAGCUCUAGAAAAACACUAAGGAACAUUUCAGAGGGGGAUUUCUUCCUUAUAUUUAUAUAAAUAUAUAUAUAAAUAUAUAUAUAUUUUGCUGAUGCAGUAUACAGUGUGUGUGUGUAUGUGUGGGUGUGUAUAUACAUAUAUAUAUGUAUAUAUACACAAAUGGUUCCUGGAAAAGAACUCAGAACGCUUUGCUAGCAAAACACUGUGGUGUGCAAAACUAGAACUCAAUAGAAAAAAAAGCCAUUUCUCUGAAGGCCACAUAGCUGAGAGUCUUCAGUUUACCUCAUUCUUUGUAGCAGCCCUUGAUUUUAACAGUUUUUGUAAUAGGUACAAACGAUCCCAUGCCUUUCUAGGUGCAAUUUUAAGUUAAGCUAAAAUUCUUUUUAUGGUAAUUUAUUUGUAUAUGAGGGUAGAAGGUGAGAUCAUGUCAUACCUUAAAGUUAAAAUCCUAAUUUGGGGAAACUGACGCUAUUUAAAUUAUUAGCAACUGUUGUAUAGAAAGUCUCUUUUUCUACUACGUUGUUAUUAUUGAUAUUCAUAUGAGUUCAAGCACUGCAGUUUACAGCAGAGAUAAGCAUUUCUCUAGCACAUAUAAAAUGCAAUGUUUAAAGUAAUGCAAAUGCUAUUUCACUGCAAAGAUGGAUGAACUUAUUCACCUUUACUAAAAAAAAGCAGUAUAAUUGUUUAAAUGGUAUAUGCCUUGUUCACUGAAGUUAUUAUAAAUGUGGAUUUAAGGACCAUCCAAAUCUGAAGUAUUCCUUAUGAAAAGCAGUUUUACUUUCCAGCACGGCUCCAUAGGUAUUGUCAUAAUUUACUAUUCAAUCUAAACUUGCAGAAAGUAAAAUUUUUCUUAGUGUCCCAGGAAAGCUGCCUGCACUAUCUAUAUUCACUUUCCAGUUAGACCAAGGUUUUAUCUGAGGUCCAUUAUGACAGCAAACAAAAAAUUGUACAUUUCAAGUUCUGUUUUGUGGAGCUUAUUUGAAAUGCAUUACUAGGCACUUUUAAAAAUGUUAUUGAAAUAAUCAGAAGCUUCCAAAAUAACCACUUAUCUUCAGACACUUAAGCUGAUAAGACAGUUUACACAAUUCUUUGAAACUCUGUGCCAUUCAAAUCCUACAGGAUUCUGGUCCUCUUACUUCUCCCUGAUUCUGCUGAAUUAAACAGUUCAUAGUUCACAUUUUGGUGGUUUUGAACAAAUUUGCUACUGUAACAUUUAAGUGACUUUUUUUUUCCAAUUAGUUCGCUCACAGAUGGAAGGAAGUGUUCAUAGAAUGCUUUUUUCUCAACUACUCUAAUCUGUAAGUACAGCCAGACACCUACUUAGAACUGAUGCUUUACAGAUAAUUUGGUUCCUUAAGCCUACAUCUGCACAGAUAUUCCAAUUCCCUCUAGCAGUGUUGUGGAAGACAGAUAAAAUGCCAGGUUAAGCUGCUGGAUGUGUCUAAAUUUUCAGCGUUAUUGGUGGUGUACCGGAAGCUGAACUAUUGACUAAAACUUAGAAAUUCUGAUGCAGAAAAGCUCUUCUGUUUUCAGGAAUGUCACUCUUGUAAAGAGUUCUAGGAGGUUUUUUAACUGGAACAUGAGUGAAGGGGGCAGGUUUCUCGACUGCUAAGAUUCUUCUUCCUCACCUAUUUUGGAUAUAGUAACAUCAUGUAUACAGUUGAUUUAGGCUUUGAUUAAAUGGAUCCUCAUGCAAUAAAAAACAUAUGAACACUUACCUUGGAGCAUAGCCAGUCUGUGGUUGGCUGGCUGGAAAUUUUUCUGAUCUGCCAAUGCUAUUGCUAUGAAUUAUUAAAUAGUGGAGAUUUUAACUAGCUGGCUGUUUGAUUAAAUAUUUGAGCAUUUCAAGUCCAGAAAUAGAUACAGCCAUCUGCAUUGUAAAAAUAAAAAAUAAAAUAAAAAAAUAAAAAAACUCCACUCAGUAAAUGAAGAGACAGCUGUCAACAGUUGCUUUUAAUGAAGUCACUAAGUACUAUGUAGUACAGUAAUAAUUUAUAGCAGAAAAUCAUAUCUUGUAAGCUGUAUAUAAAACACUGUCUUAUGGUGCAAUCAUUUGUCAAACUUUUGUCUGUUACUUUUGUUUGAAAGAUGUGUGCAUUCUUUUUCAUACCUAAGAGCAUCACUGUAAAAUCUGCUGAAUACUAUUUAUAGGUUUUAUUUGCACAAGGUUUAAUUUUAAACUACAAGAAGUUCGUAUUGAACAUGCCUAAACAUCUGUGGACUUUUUCAGUUCAUGAAAAGCAAAUGUUUCCAUAUGAAUCUUCUCCAAAGGUAAUCCCAUAUUUAUGGUGAGUGUUUACAUAAGCUUUUCUAAUUCUGCCAGCCAUUAUAUUUAACUUUUUGAAGGACAGCUCAUUUCAUGCAUCACUAGACAUUCUUUAGUCUUACGCUUCAAAAUUCUCUAAAACAUUUCAAGUCCCAUCACAAUGUGCACACUGUCGCUUAUUUGCCGAGCAACGUGUGAAAUCAGAAGCUUAAAAUACCUUCAGAAGGGAAACUAGUUAAUUUGUCUGUAUAAAUGUUAUGGUUGAGCUCAUCUGAAAUCCUCUGGAAGCUGGAAGCCAUUCCUCUCAGAGGAGGGUGGAAUGCUUGAGUACAUGAGUCUAACCCUUUAAUAUUCUUCGUUCAGUUGUUACCUUGCUGGCAAGUGAUACCUGCUUUACUGGAGAUGCUGGCAGGGUGCAGCAUCACCUGAGCCUGACCCCCUGGCUGCUGUAAAUACGGCCAGAUGGGGGCCCUUCUGUAAUACCUGUGUUUAGAGCUGUUACUUAACCACUUCAGAACACACCUGUAGAUUACUGUGUGCCCCAGCAAAUGAAGGGGGGAAAAAAAUGAAAGCUGUCCUUUAAAAACUUUGUGAAGGAUGACAAUAAUGAAGGAAAGAGUGUCUGCCAGCCGCUUGUCCUGCUCGAGGCCUGGCCGUCUGAGUCCUCCGUCCACCCCGCACCACCUUUACCAAGGAUUAUUUUCUAAUCGGUUAGAACACUUUUAUUUUUUUUCCAAGUAAUGAUCUCUGAACAAAUGUUAAUACAAACUGUAUAAAAUGAACAUAAUUUUCUUCACUUGUAUUUUUGUUAUUGAGCAAGUUUAUCAAAAUAAAUU
Molecule: messenger RNA, 4297 nt
Organism: Cygnus atratus (black swan)
Lineage: Eukaryota; Metazoa; Chordata; Aves; Anseriformes; Anatidae
Gene: MOSMO
Product: modulator of smoothened
Exons: 3
Coding region: 150-653 (167 amino acids)
Biological process (GO): negative regulation of smoothened signaling pathway
Cellular component (GO): Golgi apparatus; ciliary membrane
Source: RefSeq, a predicted model, not a curated record